Messenger RNA from Medicago truncatula (barrel medic), 5636 nucleotides. RefSeq names its product protein ESSENTIAL FOR POTEXVIRUS ACCUMULATION 1. The record is from RefSeq and is a predicted model, not a curated record. The coding region runs from base 101 to 5374 and encodes 1757 amino acids. The transcript has 9 exons. NCBI's taxonomy places the organism in Eukaryota, Viridiplantae, Streptophyta, Magnoliopsida, Fabales, Fabaceae. Gene Ontology annotation, molecular function: protein binding.
CCUACAUUUUCUCCCUCUAACGCACGCACGCACGCACCCACACACACCCUUUCAUCUUCGCUCAGUGUUCACUCUAUCGUUCUUCGAUCAAUCUUCUUCAAUGGCGGCUCCUCAAAACUCAUCUUCCGAUUCUCGUCCCGUUCACACUGCAUCUCCAUUGCAGAUCUCCAAAGAUGUCCAAGGCUCUGACAAUCCGAUUCCACUUUCACCACAAUGGCUUCUGUCAAAGCCAGGGGAUAGUAAAUCUGGAACAGGACCUAUGGAAAACCAUGGGAUCUCGAAUCCAUCACAUGGCAGUCGCUCAGAGACUGUUAAGACACCUGGUGACGGAGAGGAUGCACAGAAGAGAAAGGAUGUCUUCAGGCCAUCCAUGUUUGACUCGGAAAGUGGACGUCGUGAUCGAUGGCGAGAUGAAGAGAGAGACACUGAGAGAGACACUAAGUCCUCCGUACGUAAGGAUCGUUGGAGGGACGGGGACAAAGACCUAGGUGAUUCUCGCAAGGGGGACCGAUGGGGAGAAAAUCCAGCUCCAAAGAACUUUGGAGAAGCACGUCGUGUUACAUCUGAUGGUCAGAGAUGGAAUGAUUCGGGAAACCGAGAAGCUAACACUGAUCAGCGGCGUGAGAGCAAGUGGAACACACGCUGGGGUCCUAAUGAUAAGGAGCCAGAAGGUCUUCGUGAAAAAUGGAGUGACUCAGGAAAAGAUGGUGAUUUACAUCUGGAUAAAGGUUUGUCUCAUGGGAAGGAUGAGAAGGAAGAUCAUGUUCGACCAUGGAGACCUAGCUAUGCACGUGGUAGGGUAGAGCCUGGUCAUUCCCAAAGCACAACGCCGAACAAACAAGCCUCUACAUUUUCCUAUGGUCGUGGUCGUGGGGAGAAUACACCUCCACCAGUUUUCAGUCCUGGACACGGCCGUGGCGGUAGCUCUUUGAAUAGCACAUAUACUGGAACUGCAUUGGACAAAGUCGAAAGUGGACAUGAAGAACCUUACCCCUUCAGAUAUAACAGGACAAAAUUGCUUGACGUGUACAGAGUGACUAAUAUGAGUAGACAUAGAAAACUCGAUGAUUUUGUGCAGGUUCCGAAUCUUACACAGGAUGAGCCAUUGGAGCCUCUUGCUCUUAUGACACCAAGUUCUGAGGAACUGUCUGUCUUAAAUGGCAUUGACAAAGGAGAAAUAAUUAGUAGUGGUGCGCCUCAAGUGACCAAAGAAGGAAGGGGAUCAACAGAUUUUGCUCAUACUAGACGAAUGAAGCCUGGAAUCACUCCUCUCCAAGAUAGAGGUGAAGAUGGAGGUUCUUACAAAGUUGCUGAUGAGUUGACAAGCAAUAGAGAUUCAUCCUUUGAAGGAAAUAGUUCUGUUCAUCCUGGUGCUGCACGGCGAGCCAACCCAGCAGGUGAUCAUACAAGUUCUCUCUUGCACAAUAGCAGAGAUGUACCUAGUGAUGUUAGACCAAAGAAAUCAGAUGCGAGUUCACAACAGCCAAAAGAUCCUCACAGUGAAUGGGAAAGCAAGUUUGGUUUUGUAUCCGACUCCAGAGAAGUAGGUAAGUGGCACACUAGUGAAGAUCCCUUUGUUAAGAGGCAACUAUCUGGUGUUUUGGAAAGUGAACUUGGAACCAGAAGAGUUCCUCCAACAGCUCCGGAGGAUUUAUCCCUUUUGUAUAAAGAUCCUAAGGGUCUAAUCCAAGGUCCAUUUAAAGGAAUUGAUAUUAUAGGAUGGUUUGAGGCUGGAUAUUUUGGUAUUGAUUUACCUGUUCGUUUGGAAAAUUCAGCAGUUGACUCACCAUGGUUUUCUCUUGGUGAUGUCAUGCCACAUUUGCGAGCUAAAGCUCGACCACCACCGGGAUUUUCUGCACCACAACCGAAUGAAUUGGCAGAUCUAACUGGCCGCCAAAAUCCUACUACAUUUGGAAAUACCAUUACUAGCUUGAAUGAGGUUGAGAUGUUGAAAAGUGAUUCUAGACAUCGGCAGGGUUCUGAUGCCGGAGCUGAAAAUAGGUAUCUGGAGUCACUCAUGUCUGGUAACAGGAACAGUCCUACACUUAACAACCUGGCAUUAUCAGAAGGUUUUCAAGGGUUUGCUGGAAAUACUUCAAGUAAUCUGGGCCCAUCUGGAGUUGAUAGUGGAAACAACAUUUACUUGCUUGCCAAGAGGAUGGAACUUGAACGCCAGAUGUCCUUACCCAAUUCAUAUCCUUAUUGGCCAGGGCAGGAUGUAGCAUCCCUUGCUCCAAAAUCAGAUGUCUCAGAUGUGUCACUGCAUUCAAAGCUCUUGUCUUCAGUGAGUGACAAUUCACGUCAACCUCAGUCUCAAAAUUCUGAAUUGUUGUCGAUAAUCCAAGGAUUAUCUGACAGGACAUCUGCUGGCAUAAAUAAUGGCACUGCUGGAUGGCCAAAUAAUCCCUUACAAGGGGGAUUGGAUCUCCUUCAGAAUAAAAUUGACCCACUUCAUGAUCAGAAUUUCCCUCAAAUGCCAUUUGGAAUUCAGCAACAAAGGCUGACCCCACAAAAUCAGUUGUCUUUAAGCAAUUUACUGGCUCCAGCUGCGGAUAACCCAUCCAGUUCUUUGACAGCAGAGAAGCUACUUUCUUCUGGUUUGUCGCAAGAUCCACAAAUAAUGAAUCUGUUGCAACAACAAUACUUGUUGCAGUUGCAUUCUCAAGCAGCUGCUUCAGCACCGCAGCUGCCCCUGUUAGAUAAACUCCUGUUGAUGAAGCAGCAGCAGAAGCAGGAAGAGCAGCAGCUGCUCUUGCGGCAACAACAGCAACAACUGCUUUCAAAAAUGUUGCAGGACCAACAGUCUAACCAGCUCUUUGGCAAUUCAUCUUAUGGACAGUUGCAAAGUUCAUUACCAAUGGGAAAUUUACGUGUGGAUCCUUCUCAACUUCAACCCCCGCAAGAGAUUUUUCCCAUGAGCUCCCAGACACCAAUUCCUAGUGUGCACAAUGAACUUAGUACCGACUCUAUGAAUUUGCAUCUUAAUGUCAGCCAAGAUUCAAGUUAUACAGUUAACAGUAAAGCUUCUCCUAUGCGCCUGCCUCACCAGUUAUUUGGGGAUACAACUCCCCAAAAUAACUGGGCUCCUACUACUCUUGCUGAGCAAAUUAAUGGAAGUCAUAGAAAGGAAACUCAAGCUCCUCAUGUUGAUAGUUCAGUUUUGCAUGAUCUGAACAGAUCCAAAGAGGAACCCCACAUUGUUCAUGAUUCUGUUUUUGACUAUACUGCUAAGUCAUUGGAGCACGUCUUAAAACAUGAUGGUGUUGCCAUACCGACAAUUUCUAUGCCAUCUGUACAUUUACAGUGUGAUGCACCUGCUGUUGAUAAAUCUUCAGCAGAAUAUAGUGAGAUUGAGUUGCCCCCAGCUAGUCAUCGUGGUUCAGAUGUGAAGAUCAGAUCUGAUAUUUCACAUCAAGAGCAGCUGGCUGGAAUAGACAGCUCCAGUGCUGUGCAUGUUGAAACACAUGAACCCAAAAAGGCUACCGAGAAGAAAUCUAAGAAGCAAAAAUCUAACAAACAGUCCUCUGACCAAACAAAAGCAUUGCCAAAAAAUACAACUUUGCAGCCAUCAAAGCAGUCAGAAGUUGAAGUACCACCAAAUUUUAAUGAGUUGGGGGAAACAAACAACAACGAACCACAUGAAACAUAUCUGCAAAAAACAAGAAGUAAGGUAAGUCAAAUUGAAGAAAAUGCUGUCCUAGAGACAGCUGAUCAUCAUGAUGUCAGUGGCCAGGCUGCUGGUGUUUCUAGAAACAUUACCGAGAAGUUCCUUGCAGACGAUUCUAAGGCAAUUGGUUCUGUUUCUACACACAAUGUCGAAGUUCCUGCUGGACGAGCUUGGAAACCUGCUCCAAGUGUCAAGGCAAAAUCUUUAUUAGAAAUUCAACAGGAAGAACAGAGAAGUGCACAGACAGAAACACUUGUAUCUGAUGUUGCUGCUUCUGUCAAUUCCGUGAGUCUGGCGACGCCCUGGGCUGGGGUUGCGUCCUAUCCAGACUCUGUUAAAGUAUCUACAGAGUCUACUUUUAAUUCUCAAACUUCUCAGAAUCUGAAGAACAAGAAAAGUCCGCUGCAUGAUCUAUUAGCUGAAGAAGUUUUGAAGAAGUCUAUUGAAACAUAUGUAGACCUUCCAGAUAGCAUGUUGCCUUUGCAUGAUAUUGCUGUGCAUUCAGAAUCAAUAGAUGAUAAUAACUUCAUUGAGGCAAAAGAAACUAAAAGAAGCCGCAAGAAGUCGGCAAAAUCAAAGGGUUCAGGAGUUAAAGCCCCAGUCCCCGUUGCGUCUGCGGAAGUACCUAUAUCUUCAAGCCCUAUUGAAAAAGGUAAAAGUUCCCGAUCUGCACAGCAGGAAAAAGAAGUGUUGCCUUCAAUCCCUGCAGGACCCUCUCUAGGAGACUUUGUUGUUUGGAAAGGAGAGCGAGAGCAACCUAUCACAUCUCCUUCUCCAGCAUGGUCUACUGAUUCUGGUAGGGUUCCUAAACCGGCUUCUUUAAGGGACAUCCUGAAGGAGCAGGGGAAAAAAACUUCUUCUGCUGUGCCUGCGAUCCCAGUGCCUACGCCUCAGAAAUCACAGCCUUCCCAGGCUAAUUGGAGCAGUGCUUCUUCACAGUCAAUUUCAGCUUCCUCUCCAUCGAAAGCUGCCUCUCCACUUCCGAUAAACUCGCAUGCUUCUAAGCAAUCAAAAUAUAAAGGGGAUGAUGACUUGUUCUGGGGUCCAAUUGAACAAUCUAAGCAAGAAACCAAGCACAGGUCAGAUUUUCCUCAGCUGGCUAGCCAGGGAAGCUGGGGAUCUAAAAAUGUACCCUUGAAAGGUAAUUCCCUGGGAUUAUUAACCCGGCAGAAAUCAGCAAGUGGCAAACCAACUGAGCGACCUAUAUCAUCACCUGCCUCGUCUCAAUCAGCACUGAAACUGAAAAAAGAUGCUAUGACUAAGCAAUCUGAGGCCACGGGCUUCAGAGAUUGGUGUGAGAAUGAGUGUGUUAGGCUUAUUGGGACAAAAGAUACAAGUUUCCUUGAAUUUUGCUUGAAGCAAUCCAGAUCAGAAGCCGAGAUGCUUCUUAUAGAAAACCUUGGAUCAUUUGACCCUAACCAUCAAUUCAUUGAUAAAUUCCUCAAUUACAAGGAUAUGCUACCAUCAGAUGUGUUGGACAUAGCUUUCCAGAGUAGGCAUGGUAAGAAAGUUAACGGGCUUGGCGCUGCUGUCAAGGCAUCAGUUAAUGCAGAUAUACAGGAUGUGGACAACACUGAAGGAUCCUCCAAAGCAAGUGGUGGAAAGAAGAAAGGCAAAAAGGGGAAAAAGGUUAGCCCUUUAGUUUUGGGAUUUAAUGUUGUGAGCAACCGGAUCAUGAUGGGUGAGAUCCAGACUGUAGAAGAUUAAAGACAAGGUUAAUGCAGAAGAUUUAAGAUUAAGAUAAGAUUAAUGCAGGAAGUUGUUGCAGUAGAUGUACAUACAUUUUGGUCGUAAACUGUAAAUGCUUUUGUUGGACUUGGGAUUUUUAUUUAUUUCCUACCCAGACUGUUAAUUUAGGUUCUUUGACGAUUCGUCAUGAAGAGAGACUGCGAUAUUUUCCGCAAUUCAGUUUAAUGUUCAUUUUAAAAAUUUCAACUAUGCAUCUGAAUGGUAAUAAUGGUUGAAUCAA